Molecule: messenger RNA, 1873 nt
Organism: Osmerus eperlanus (European smelt)
Lineage: Eukaryota; Metazoa; Chordata; Actinopteri; Osmeriformes; Osmeridae
Product: coiled-coil domain-containing 92B-like
Exons: 4
Coding region: 580-1470 (296 amino acids)
Source: RefSeq, a predicted model, not a curated record
AUGGCUCUGAAAAGCAUCUAGCAGGUGAACAAGGGAUCCAUUGUUAAAUUAUCUAACUAGGGAUGUCGAUAAUUUAGCAACAUAAAUCUGAGGUGUUAUCUAAAUCACCUUCUUUGACCUUCAGUUUUUCACACCAGAUCUGAAUGCCGCUUGGAAAUGACCAUUAUUCUUCGCGACCACAUGCGUGGAACAGUGGAGGAACACUGCUUCUCUGUCCGGUUAAUAGGCUACAUUUGAGGUGGGGUUACUGCACGCACGAGUAUCGACGCACUACGUCCGUUCCGGUGCAAGGCUUUGUUGUGAAUAAUACGCCCAAUAGACUGUAUACCAAUCAGAAGGUUAUUAAGAGGUUAUUAAUACACUGCUGCAGUUAAAUCAACGGACGUGCUAUACAAAACAGUGACCGACCUACAGCGAUCGCCUGUAAGAUGUGAAAUAUUUACUCGUUAGUCUACGCGGGCGGAUGUUGGUGUUAUGGCGAUAUGUUUUUUUCCGAGGUCUAUAAAAAGAUGAAGGGUAUGCACAGGAAGUUGGCAGAUCCACUCUUAUAUAUAACCACGGUGUGGUGAAUUAGUGGUCAUGGAUAAGAGCAAGCUGGAGCAGCAGGUGGCUGGCGUGGAGAGGGGUGUGGCCUUCCUCCAGCAGGAGCACCUGGCCAUGCUGACAGGCCUGCACCUGGAGAUAACACACCUGAGGAGGCGCUGCCAGGAGCUCAGCGGGGAGCUGAACUCCAGGUUUCCCGAAAGGGUCGCGUCAGAAGAGGAGGUUGAGCUGGCUGCGCGGUACCAGGUCGCCGAGUGUCUCCUAGCGGAGCAGCAAUGCAUGAUGGGAGCGGUACGCGGGGAUCUGAGGUCACGGAGAGCGCGAGCGACGGCUCUGGGGCGGAGCCUCAGGGACGAGGAGCGGCGUUUCCUGGAAGAGCUGAAACGCCGUAGCCACAAAAUCACCUCCCUGAGCAGGGAGCUCCACCGGCAGACCGUUACCACGUCCAUGCUGUGCCAAGAGCUGCACUCUGCUCGCCUGAGACUGUUCCAACAAAACCAGGGAGGAGAGCACGGGGCAAAGGAGGAGGAUGAAGAGCAAGGAUGGGAGGAAGAAGGAGAAGAGGAGGCGGAGGAUGAGGAGGAGGAAGAGGAGGACGAGGGCGGGGGAGAGGAUGAAGACUGGCUUCUGACUCCGCCUCCUCCUGCAACGCCGAGCCUGUCAGAGCGCAGACGGAACAGGCGUGUCCGUGUGAGGGAGGAGCGGGUCCGAGCGUGCGUUCCACAGGAGAGAGUGACAUCACCUCUCAGGGCGGGCCCCAUGCCAGAUCCCGCCCUUUUCCUGGAGCCACUUAGGUACAGGCUCCUCCCCUGGAAUAGGCCAAUCAAAACAAGGGAAAGAGUUCAAAAGGAGGGAAAGUGGAGGGAUAGGUCAGGGCGGAGGGAGAGGGUAGAUAUGGGAGUAGCAGAGGGAGAAACAGAACUGUGAAGGAGAGAGAUGGACAGAUGAACACCAGAGGUGGAGAAGAAUGGAAACAGGGAUUUCUUGGACAUCAGUUAACAGCAGUUGACAUAGAUAGUUAGAGUUAGUUGUUGGAUGUCAACUUGUUAAAGUGUGUAGAAGUAUAUCAAGAUCAAAUGCAAUUUUCUUUGAUAUCAACCUCCAUUGCUUUCAAAAAAGCACCCCACUGGACCUAAGCACCUCACUCAUAAAACCUAUUGAUUCUUGUUAUUCAAUACUAGCUUUGCUGCGACCCCAUGAGUUUGUAUUUGUAGAUGACAACACAAUUAUCUGUCAAGACAUUACAGAAAGGUAGGAAGAAAGAAAUAUUGAAUUGUAUGAUUUCUUACUGCACUUUAUUAAACUCAAACAACGUGCUCAGUAAUGACAA